GCAUUGGAUUUGUUCGGAAAUCAUAAAGAUCUACAGUUGACGACGGAGCAAAUCAAGAAGAUUGUAGAGAUGUUAAAGAAAGAGGAACAGGUGGAGGCAAUGAAAGCCUUUCUCGCAGGUACUGUGCCGUAUCCUCCUCAACCCAUUGCUGCCUCUAGUACUAAUCAGCCACUGCAUCCUGUAAAAGUUAGUAAAGGAAAUAUGACUAGUAGUAGUAAGUCAUCUGAGCAAUCAGAAGUAACUAAUUUGACAUCAGGUAUCGGGAACAAAAAAUCAUCACAGUGGUUUUAUUCCUUGAGAACUGCUUAUUGUGUUGAAUUUUCCAAAAUUCAAAAUCCCGGAUCAUAA
Molecule: messenger RNA, 348 nt
Organism: Thelazia callipaeda (thelaziosis nematode)
Lineage: Eukaryota; Metazoa; Nematoda; Chromadorea; Rhabditida; Thelaziidae
Source: the annotation of a GenBank genome assembly